AUGCGCUUGGCGCAGGGCCGGGGGCGGGCGGCGCGGCGCGUCGCGGAGGUUGGGCAGGCAGGCAGCGAUGGCGGCCGCCCUGGGGCUCUCGUCCUCGCCGGGCUCCCCCGCCGUGAGCGAGCUGUGCCAAAACAGGCGGGAGAUCUUCCUGGAGGCCUCGCGGCUGCUCCUCACUUACGCUGACAACAUCCUCCGGAAUCCCUAUGAGGAAAAAUACAGAUUAAUUCGGAUUGGGAAUCCAGCAUUCUCCACAAGGCUGUUGCCAGUCAGAGGAGCUGUUGAGUGUUUAUUUGAGAUGGGGUUUCAAGAGGGAGAAACUCACCUGGUUUUCCCUAAGGAAGCUUCAAUUGAGCAGCUACGUAAAAUCAGAGACUUGAUUGCUGGAGAGAGGAGUAGCAGACUGAAUGAGUCAAACCAAAUCCACAGACCAGGAUCCUCUGAAACUGUCAGCAGCACUCAGACAGCUGCACAACGGCCUUCAAGACCUGUUGACUCUGGCUUUGCUCUUGCCCGUCAGCAACCAGAAGCAUCACUUGUGCAAUCUCUUGAAAUGGCUGCAAAUAUCUUGAAAACAAUUCAAACAAAAUUUGAGGGGCUUGUAUUGAUGUAUGAGAAUCCUUCUGUUCAGCAGAAAGCACUGGCUGUAAUUCCCCUCCAGGAAUUGAAAAGCAAGGCUCAGAAAAAGCUAGCACAAGCUACAAAACUGGACAAAGGUGCACAUGUGAAUGAAGAGGACUUCUUACUGUUGGAGCUUUUGGACUGGUUUAAGACUUCCUUUUUUCAUUGGGUAAAUAGUCUUCCUUGCAGCAGGUGUGGUGGGCAGACAGAGCCUAAAAGUGGCUACCUGUUGCCUACUGAUGAUGACCUAAGGUGGGAUGCCAGUCGAGUGGAAAACCAUUACUGCAACCAGUGUCAGCUCUGUAAUAGAUUCCCAAGGUAUAACAACCCUGAAAAACUUCUGGAAACCAGACGUGGACGCUGUGGCGAGUGGGCCAACUGUUUUACACUGUGCUGCAGAGCUGUAGGGUUUGAAGCAAGAUAUGUCUGGGACCAUACAGAUCAUGUGUGGACUGAAGUAUAUUCUUCAUCUCAGAAAAGAUGGCUUCACUGUGAUCCUUGUGAAAAUGUCUGUGAUAAGCCUCUUCUCUAUGAAACUGGCUGGGGAAAGAAGCUCUCCUACAUAAUUGCAUUCUCCAAAGAUGAGGUGGUAGAUGUCACCUGGAGAUACAGCUGUAAACAUGAAGAGGUACUCUCUAGAAGGACGGCACUCAGUGAAGCUACACUGCGAGAGACAAUUAAUGCACUAAAUAGAACGAGACAAAAGUCUUUGUCAGAAAAUAGAAAAAAAGAGCUCCUGGAAAGGACUAUUGUGGAGCUUGUUGAGUUUAUUUCUCCUAAAACACCUAAACCUGGAGAAUAUGGUGGAAGGACAUCAGGCUCAAUGGCUUGGCGAGUAGCCAGAGGUGAAAUUGGUCCAGAGAAAAGAAAAGAAGUAGUUUUUAUUCCCUCUGAAAAGGAGAAGACAUCUAAACUGUUCCAUCUCGUCUACAAUGUAAUAGAUGAUAGUUAUACACGAAUUUCCAAUAACAAUGAAAAAAUAAGUGGCUGGGAAGCAGGUGUUUGGAAGGCAGAAUCUGUUUGGAGAAAGGUUGAAACGGAUUGGAAAAUGGUUUAUUUAGCCCGAAAAGAAGGGUCAUCCUCUGCUUCCAUCAGCUGGAAGUUUGAGUGCAAGUCAGUCGGUCUAAAAAUAGAUAACAUUUCAGUUAGGACAAGCAGUCAAACAUUUCAGAGUGGAAGAAUACAGUGGAGACUUCACUCUCCUACAGCAGAAAUCGCUCUGAUAGGAGCAGAUAAAAAUCUUUGCUCCUAUUCAGAUUUUUCUGGAGCAACGGAAGUUAUGUUGGAAGCAGUUCUAAAUGGAGGGGAUGGUGAAGCUGCAUGGCAACACACACAGCUGUUUAGAGAGAGCUUAACAGGAUGUGGGGAAAAUUGCUUGGAGAUAAUGAUAAAACUCAGUGACCUCUGAGAAUCUGAACUGCAGAAAUGUACUUUGGAUUCCUUGAAGACAUUAUACCAUGGAUACAACAUGAAGAUUUGGUUGGCAAUUCCUCUUCAUCCUACUGGCAGAUUAUUUCCUGUUUCACUGCUUCCAUUAAACCAACUUGAAACUGCACGUGUAUUGAAUAGGUAAACAUUACAAUGAAAAUGUCUUUGCUAUAAAAACAAACACAAAAUUAAGGGAUAAACCAUUAAGUACCCUUUUCUUAAACUUUACAAUGAAAAGGAAACAAUUUUUAAGAAGCAAAACAUGGUCAUGUUUCAGAAGCACAAAGCAAUUGUAAUUGAUUUUAAUUUGGAGUUUUGGGAUUGGCUUGCUGGUUUUUUUGGUUUUUAUAAUCUACUUGGAAAAACAGAUUGAAUUGUGUUUUCCAAUUAUAACAGAUGCUUCUGAUGAUUUUAAAAUACUUUAAAUGAUGUUAGAGGAUUUAGACAUUUCUUUAAAAAUUUGAUUUUGUGUAGUAUCCAGAAUAAGUUAAUUUCAUUAUUGCUUCAAAAUUUCCUUGUUAGAUGUCUAAGUAUUAAACCUGUGUUUAAUACCUAGAACUAUUUGGAAGCAUGGUGGUUGCUGGGAAAAUAACCUCAUUUUGAAAGAAGUGUUCAUUAUGUCCCUAAAAUUGUCAUAGCCUGUGAUAUGAAAUUGAGGCUUGAAACUGAGUAAGAACAUCAUAUCUUUUUCUAUGAAAAAAAUAGGUUAUCCAUUAUAAAUAUUUUUAAUGAUAUUAAUUCAGAUUUGCUUAAUAAAUCUUUUAAAAGUUAGGCAUGUAGGUUGAAAUCCUUUUAAGCUGUUGUCUUGACUUGCUUUAAAUACUCUUCCCAAAUUUGAUGUUAAAGUAUAUACAUUUUUUUCUGUUCAAUUAAUUCAGUGUUUAAAUUUAUUUUCAGUCAAUAUAAUAAAAAAUUCUAUCCAGGAGACAUCAGAUGUUGCAGUGCUAUGAAUAAAACAUGGAGUGAAUGUUCAGAUUAGAUAGUCUUUAUCAGAAUGUGAGGAAGGCCUUGCCUGGAUUAUACAGGAGAUAUUCUAAUAUAGAACUAAAAUGCAAUGUUCAAACUAUGGUCUUAUUUUUAAAUAAGUGAGAAUUAAGGAUGAUGCUCUCAAGAUCAGUGUUUUUAAAGUUUUUCUUCCUUUUUCUGAUCUUUCCAAUCUCUAUAUUGAUUUGAAGUGUUUGUCAAGAAUAAUUUAUGUUGAAAUAAAUGUUUGCUGACCUUUCAACAAAUCUAAGCAAAUAUAAAACUAUUCAGAUUUUAUUAGAAAACUGCAUAUGCACAGUGAACGAAGGAAUCUUAAAAAAUAGUAGAUUAUGGCAUCUCAGAAGUGGCAGAACAAUGUGUGAUGGAUUAUAUACUUUGCUUCAGAAUGUAAAUGGACAAUUUAUGAGGGGAAUUAGAGGAGUCUCUCCCAUAAUAUAUAUAAACAGAGUGACAGGGUAUUUAUUGUAUUGUAUACACUGGAAGGGUGUUUAUCAGUUCUUGACUAAUGCAAAGUGAACUUGCCAGUCUCCAUUUAAAACUUCUGUAUUUGGUUUCAGUUAAAUGCUUUUUCUGAAAUUUUGAGUGGGAACCCAACAGAAGAGUAUUUUAGGUGAAUAUGAGUACUACCUUGUAAGAAAAAAGGAAGACAACUCAGGUGCCACCAAUCAACAAAAGUGUUUCCACUUAAUAUUUUGAUAGCUGAAAAAGUUACUGCUUUAAAGCAGAAAUUGUUUUUGCAGUGUAGUACUUAGAGGAUCUUGAGGAAUUGCAGAAUUCCUUAAUGGCAUCUGGUAAUGUGAAACAAGAAGGCAAAAUAUACUUAAAAAUAUUAAGUUAAAGUAAUUUUCUCAUAAUUUUGGUCAGAAUCUCUGGGGGAAGAGUAAUAGCUGUAGAUAAUUUAAAACAGUAAAGUAAUUGAAGUCCAUUUUUAAAUAGUUUGAAUGAAUUAAAAGAUGGAAAAAUGCCUUGCCAGUCUAAUUAAUCAAGAGGUACUUCUGUAUUUAUAAGAUCACAUGCAAUGAACAGAAGUGAUUAUUUUAGGAAAGAAUUAAUAAGGAAAACCCUCACACUGAAUAGAGCUAAUAUGAAAAAUUUAAAUGGAACUCCUUCAGUUGUCUUUGGAGUAUCCUAUAAACAAUGAACACUUUGAAUCUCUUCACACAUAAGCUGUUUUAAAGGCACUGAUUUCCUCUGUUGAUCUCCACUUCAGCCCAGCUUUUAAUACAUUUAAAUUUAUUUUUUUUUUAAACCACAGGUAAUUCGUCAUCCACAGUUAUUUAAUGUUAACUUAUAGUAUCCUGAAUUUGCAGUAUUACAUGGUGGGAAGAUCUGUGCUGCUCUAAUUCUCCUCUAAAAGUAUGGUUAUUAAGUUAUGCUGGCAAUGGUACAAUACUGGGUGAGUGGUAGAUGGUGAUCAGGGCACAUGUAGAUAGAAGUCAGUGCUUACUCGACUUUUUAGAAGUUUGAGGAGGAGGAGAUUAAAUGGGGAAAUUAAAAAUACUGUUGCCUAGAAAUAUAUGGCUUAAUACAGGUAAAAUCAUCAAUGUUUUCUAGAAUCCAGCUUAGUCAGGUGCAUUUUAAAGAACAACUGGCUGUCCACUGUGCCAUCCAUGGGUGCCUUCCAAGGUUGCACUGAGGUCUAACAGUGAAAUCUUUUCCAUGAAGUUUACAUAAAUACUAUACUACCCAAUUAAUGCUUGCAAACUAAUUCUGGGGUGCAUGGUUUCCAACAGAACUAUGUGGGAGCCUGUGCAGAGAAUUCCUCCUUUCAAACACGUAUUUGUUGUGCUGUUGUCUGUCUAGUGUUGAUUGUCUUCAUAUCCUGUUUUGAGACUUAAUGCUUAGUAAUUUCCUACACCCCAGGAAGUUGCUGGGAAGAUGUAUCCUUAAAAUAUAUGAAGCCCCUUCUAGGCAGUGUAGAAAGAAAGAAGAGGUACAAAGCACAGCUAUGCAGGAAUCAAACUUCAGUGUAAAUUAUAUGACUUAUAAUGAAAGUAAGUAGUGAAAAUUAUCUUAUCUGAUCUUGUAGGAAAAUCUGUCUCCUUAAUUCAUUUGUUAACAUGGGAAGAUUUUUCACAUAUAGUGGGUUGGAUUUAAGAUAUAAUCCUUAUUAUGUGCAACAUCAGGAAAUGUAGAGCACUAAAAAUAAAGUGUGUUUGUCUCCAUAGUGCGGUGGAAUGAAAACAGAUGGCAGGCAGCACAUAUGGCUGCCAGAAGCUGGGAACACCCAUUUGCAGAGUUCUUGCAGCUCUAAACAAAACAAGCCAAAACAAAGGAACUCCAAGAGGGGCAGAGAUUGUUCCAGGCAGAUAUCAGGACAUAUCUCUCUUCUCCACACCCACACUCGUCAUUUCUUUACCUCUGGUUGCUCAAGCUAGAAGUGGAAGUAAACUACCAGUUUAGAAUUUAAUGGACCUCCUUAGUAUUUGUCAAAAGUUAGCAUUUCUUAAGUAUAGGCGUUAUUUAAAAUAAGCAUCUGAUUUCCAUUGUAAGUUCAAGCCUCUGGGUUUGGACAAAAUUUGAAGUUUUACCAGUGUUGUUCAAGCAAUUCAACAACAUAAAAAAUGUGUCAAUAUUGAAGGGACUUCUGUAUCUCAGCUUCAUAUCAUAUGGAAAAUUGAAAAGGAAAUUGCAGACACGUGCCUUCCUUAAAUCCAGUUGCUGGCUUGGUCCUUUCUAUACUUUGAGUAUUUUGGGGGAAUUUAUUCAACAUUAUUUGCAGUAGUUCAGCUUACCUGGUGCUGGUUCUGAAGGUUCUUUAUGGGGUACUGCUGUUGCAAGCAAUGCUUUAUGCUUUGUAACUUAUGGCCUAUCUGAACAGUAAUCAGCAAUGUAAUGUAUAGUAUGUGUAUCUGUAUGAACACUGGCAACAUGAGCAACACUGGUCAUAUAGCUGGCAACAUGAGCAGAAGGAAUGAGUAAUAGCAGUAAUACCUGGGACAAUUGGGGGGUUUUUAUGCUUAUCUUGGAUAUUUAAUCCAAGCAGAAGGACAGUAGAGUAAAAAAAAAAAAAAAGUGUCUUUAGUAGAUUGAAAAAGUUCCUUUUCACUUAAGUUUUUAAUUUCAGGAGUAGAAUUUUGAGACCUCCCAGCCUAUGUUAUGGAACUUAGGAGUGACCAAUUAACCAGCCAAGGUCAAAUAUAUGUAUUUUGGGGUGUACAGGUAUUAUGAAAUGUGUCACGGCUUAAAUGUGGAUAACAAUGAUUUUCUCCAUUGUUAGGACUUUUGUUCUUAUUCUUUGGCUUGGGGGCUUUUUUUAUGGUAAGCUUUGUAAUUAGGCUUUCACUUUGUUUAUGAUUAGCCUGCUUCAGUUUCUUCAGCUUUAUUUUUUUCUCAUCUAACUUAAAAUACAUUUUAAUUUACUUUAAUUUAUGUACACAGUUGCAGCUGUAUGGUAAAUACUAGGACAAAAAAAUAAAUUGAUUUAUUUAUUUGGUAAAAGGAGAUUAAAGGGAUAGAUUAAAAAUAUUCAAACUCAACAGAAGAAAAAGCAAUAGUAAUUAAAAUUGAUGAUGCCCAGAAACCCAUAAAGUUACCAGGACUUAAUAAAAUUUUAUGGCGAAAGAAAAUGUAAUGGACUACAUGAACUGAUGCUGGCAAAAGUAGCUUCCAAUGACUGACCCUGUUUAUGAGACAUUUUACUGUGUGUUUUUUUUAUAUUUAUGUCCCUGAAAGUUUUCAGUAGAAGAGAAUUGCUGAGACUAAUGAACAGGGCUUUUUAAGACUGAGAUUUAAGGAAUAUCUGAGUUUAAAUAUUUUUUAUUUUUACUAGUUUAAGCUAUAGAAAAUAUUUUAGAAUUAAGAAUAGGAUCCCACUUGUUAUAGAUCAUUCCUUCGCUUGUUCCAGUGAAUAAUAUGGAUCUUUGAUUUUGUAGAAAGUGUGUUUAGUGACAUGUUGUAGCCAGGAACUUUAGGUAUGCAUUACCUGUAAGGAUGUGAGAUUUCAGAGCUGCAUUGAGCACCUGCUUAGCCUUGGAGGACUGAGUUUCCCAUCAGAGGUCUUACAAACUGGGGGAAAGAUGAUUUUGCUAUGCAUUUCAAUGGUGAUAUUUCAGUGUGUGUUCUGUUAACUUGAUCCUUUUAUUACAUAAUACUGAGUAUUGAAACUUCAGUAAUAUUGUGUAUUAUCCUUGAAGUCCCGGGGAACAUAUUUUCCCCACUGAAAAUCAUCAGCUAGCAGCUUAUCUCUGUUGCAAUCAAGGAAAUGCUGGGCUUCCUUUAGAUGAGCAGUUUGGAUAACAGUAUACAGACUGCCCUGUGGAACAGUCCUAAGGAAACUGGCUGACAUAAGAGAAUGAAGACAUCUGAGAGCACUGUUUAAGCAAACUUGAGCUAAAGUAGGUGGAACAGUUGGUCACAGUCUCUUAGAGCAAAUGGAGCAGCAAAGUACAGAAUGGAAGGAGAGAGCCUCACUUCUCGCCUCUGCAUUAUUGCCACCGUGAGGAGAAGGAUGGAAGAUAAAUUUCAAGAGCUUCAGAGCUUCCCACUCUUCAAAGGCUUUCUGCAAUAAAAGCUUCCAGCAGAAGAGCAUAUGUGGAAUAACAAAGCUCAGUAAAAAUCAACUAAAUGAAAAGGAAGGUGACAGCCAGGAAUCCUAAAUCAAAGAAAGAAAUGGUGUGAACAGGAUGCAGCUUUCUGAGGUGCUUAGAAAUGGAAAGAUGCUUUUGGAAGCCAUGCUGGACUGAAGACUUUGACUGAGAUUCCCAGACUAAUAAAAAUAUGGCAUAGCAAAGUGUUGGCUAAAUGGUGCCUAAGCAGUCAAACACAUUGUCCUGGCCAGUACUGAAAGCUGUUGCUACUGCAACUUCUGCUGCCUCUACCAGCAGUGGCUACAGUCAUAGUGAGCAAGAGACAUAUAAGAACCACUGAUCUGGAUGAUUUUGCUUCAUCUGAAAACUGAGGUAAUGUGUUCUUGCAUUUCUCUAAGAAAAACAGGAGUGCACUAAGGAGCAGGAAGAAUCUGCAGAGCUGAUUGGAGCAAUGUAAG
This is a messenger RNA of Pyrgilauda ruficollis (rufous-necked snowfinch), 8017 nucleotides long. It is a transcript of the gene NGLY1, whose product is annotated as N-glycanase 1. The coding region runs from base 68 to 2026 and encodes 652 amino acids. Gene Ontology annotation, molecular function: peptide-N4-(N-acetyl-beta-glucosaminyl)asparagine amidase activity. The record is from RefSeq and is a predicted model, not a curated record. The transcript has 14 exons. Gene Ontology annotation, biological process: protein quality control for misfolded or incompletely synthesized proteins; protein deglycosylation; glycoprotein catabolic process. Lineage: Eukaryota; Metazoa; Chordata; Aves; Passeriformes; Passeridae. Gene Ontology annotation, cellular component: nucleus; cytoplasm; cytosol.